GUGACUUUUCCUGUUCCUGUAAAAAUGUGUAGUAUGCGGGUCUGGUAGUUGCGACUGGAACAUUUCAUUGGAAUUUGUUAACUGUGUAGCCUGCCGGUUUGAGCAAUAUCCUGGGGGUUGGCUGUGCUGGAAAUGCAUUUUGUCUGUAUUUUUAGUUAGACAGACAAAAGGCUCUCAAAUAGGUAUAGCCUAUUCAUAUGGGCAUUCAGAUACAUUUCAUUUAGUUUUACAUAGACUCGACAAAAUUUAAAAAUGGCCGGGGUAAGGAUAUUCCGCAUUUCCCUGAUCUUGGUUUUAAGCCAACAGGUCGUCUCUUACGUUCCUCCUCCCGUCAACGUGAGCCUCAUGUGCCACAAUUUUCACAAUGUGAUCUAUUGGAACUACAGUGAACCAUCUCUGCAGCCACAGUUCAAUGUGGAAAUGACAAGAAAAUAUUCUGGUGCUGCCUUGGUUUGUUCAAACACUUCCCUCUACCACUGCGAUGUCUCCUCAUUUACCAAAGUAAUACUAGAGGGCUACCGUUUCAUAUUGACUGCUGUUGUUGGACAGAAUACCAAUUCCUCCGAAAUUUCAUUCACCUACGAUGAUACAGUGUAUCCAGGCCUGUUGGAUGUACAGUGCUCAUUGGAUUUCCCACCUGUCAACAUCUCUGCUGUAUCCGAUCAAAUGAUCAAAGUUCAAUUCAUUCACCCGUUUCACAUCUACAAACAUGCCAUCAUCAAAGAUGAAAGACCGGAUCAUAAGGAAUUUAAUUACAUGGUUAUCACAGAAUAUCACUUGAAACAACACCGCUUUGACUGCUCCUACAAGCAACACCAUGUGUGUGAGGCUGAAAUACUAGUCGAUGGAGAGAUGGAUAGGCACUGCAUCAAGAUCAAAGGAAAAAUGAACAAUGUUCAUGUCUCAGCUCACCAGAACAUAUGCAUUGAGGGGAAGCAUGGGGAUUCUGGUCCUAACUACACUGCCCUCUACAUUGUGAUCCCUAUCGUUGCCACGGUGGUGAUUGCGUUCAUCGUGUGGCUUAUAUACAGUAAACUGAGAAGUGGCUCAUUUCCUCAACCAAAGAUUUUGGCUUCCAUGCUGUCACAUAUGGGUUCAGUUAGGUCACUUAUGCUCCCUGAGAGAGCCAUCCUGAGUGAGGUACAAACAGGUGGCUCCCCCCUGCUGCAGACCCCCAUGGAAUCUUUGCCGGAUGAGACCCUCACAGUGAUCAAUACCCCCCAGGAAGAGGUCCUCCGUCUCCCCAUUGGACUGAAGGACAAGGAGUGGAGCGGUGGGGAGGUCAUGUUGCCUAACGAGGGGUCAGGCUCUUCACUGCAGGUAACGAGAGAGUUGGGACUGGAGGUGAAGAGUGACUUCUCUGAGCUGUCGGACUAUGACUGCCCCCAUAGACCUGUGAUUAUUCCUGUGAUAGAGGAGAUGAGUCCUGGGGACACUGUUACAGGAUACAAAAUCUGAGUUUCUCAAGAGAAAGGAUGAUAAUAUUUUAUACAUGUAUUUAAACAGGGAAAUCCCAUUGGGACCAUUGUGCCAUUUACAAGGGCGCCCUCUACGCAAUCAUACAAAUGUACAAUUCCAACGCUAUAAAAACACUAUUUACAAGCAAUUUUAAGAAAAGUAACUUACAAAACACAAUCAUGAAAAACAAACACAUUUGUCUUUGCACAUGCUCAGAUACCAGUCAUUUCCCUGUUCCUCUCAAUAUUUGGGUAGUCUGGUGGAGAUAAAAAGGAUAAUCAAAGGGAUAGCCUUCAUUAUGGUUUUUACAAUUCAUCACUUGGGACUGUUGCCUAAUCAGGGGAACCAGGGAUAGACAAUGUGAAACCCAAGUGGUACACAGUGGUAUUGAAUGCUAGGAACUAGUUGAAAAGAAAUGUCCUCAUUCCUGACCUGCAUGCCCCAUUGUAAUGUUGAUUUUCAUUAGGCCAAAUUAAGACAUUUCCUAUAGCAUCUUUGUACAAAAAAGCAAGUUCCUCUUAUGCAGAUAUUAUUUUACUGUGCCUUCUUGAGUGACAUUAAUGUUUUCUAAGGUAGCAAGGAAAUAAGGGUUGGGAGUGCAGAAUGAAAAUAUUCAUUGUCUUUUGUCUUGUGCUGUGUAUAUUUGAUCUAUUUGCACUUUUUACAUGGCUCUCAUGCAUGUACAAUGUUCAAAAAUAUUAUUAGGGACAUGUCCAAUUAUAUUCAGAUGAACACGUUAUACCAAUGCAAGGGGAUUGCUAUGGUGAUGAUUUUCUGUUGCUGUAAUUUCUAAUGCCUUGCUUACCUUGCUGUAAUUUCUGGUGCCCAAAGGACGGCAGAUGACGAUAUUGAAUUCAUCUUACUAUCCAAAUGCAUUGUAUGCAGCCAUGGUUAGAGUGUUGGGCUGGUAAUCGAAAGGUUGCUGGAUCGAAUCUCCGAGCUGACAAGGUAAAUGCCUGUCGUUCUGCCCCUGAGUAAGGCAGUUAACCCACCUUUCCCCGGGCGCCGAAGACGUGAAUGUCGAUUAUGGCAGUCCCCUGCACCUCUCUGAUUCAGAGGGUUUGGGUUAAAUGCUGAAGACACAUUUCAGAUGAAUGCAUUCAGUUGUACAAUUUGACUAGAUAUCUCCCUUUCCCUCUACAGUUGUAUCCCAUUUAACGGCGAGAAGGCGGAAGAAAACGUGGACAAUAUGCAUACUUCAUGAAACACCAUUUUCCACCUCCAUGCUCGAGUGGCAAAUGCCUAGGAAUGCUACUUCCUGAUGUUGCACCCCGCGUUCAGCCUGGGGUAAACAACAGACUGCUGCAACCUGAUUGGCUGAACGUGAUACGCAACAUCCGGGACUAACAUUUAGCCACUAUCAUGGUGGUGAAAAUUUGUGUUUCAUGAGGAAAGCAUGCAUAGUUUGCCUGUUUUUAUCCGCCUUCUCGCCAGUAAAUUUAAGGAGGAAAUCGAAGCCUUUGCAGCCUGAAUGGAGAAUGUUUUAGGUAUGAACCUGUCCACAGCGUAUACAAGUAUAUUGCCAGCUGCGUUUGGACGGUAAGAUUAACUCAAUAUUGCCAUCUGCGGCCUUUAGGUUACCUCAUACCUAAUAAUUUUGUUUUUUAUUGUGCACAUCUGUAUAUUGUAUUUUUCAUAUAGCUGCAAUUAUCUUUUUUAUAAAUGAUAAGGCUGUUUCUAUUUUGUAAACUCAUUCUAUUGUAUUUAAAAUAUACUUUUCUUUUCCCUUAUCAUUUCCCAAUAUACAAUAAAUAAACUCAGCAAAAAAAGAAACGUCCCUUUUUCAGGACCCUGUCUUUCAAAGAUAAUUUGUAAAAAUCCAAAUCACUUCACAGAUCUUCAUUGUAAAGGGUUUAAACACUGUUUCCCAUGCUUGUUCAAUGAACUAUAAACAAUUCAUGAACAUGCACCUGUGGAACGGUCGUUAAGACACUAACAACUUACAGACUACAGACUGUAAUCAAUUAAGGUCACAGUUAUGAAAACUUAGGACACUAAAGUGGCCUUUCUACUGACUCUGAAAAACACCAAAAGAAAGAUGCCCAGGGUCCCUGCUCAUUUGCGUGAACGUGCCUUAGGCAUGCUGCAAGGAGGCAUGAGGACUGCAGAUGUGGCCAGGGCAUUAAAUUGCAAUGUCUGUACUAGAGGUCGACCGAUUAAUCGGAAUGGCCGAUUUUUAAUUAGGGGCGAUUUCAAGUUUUCAUAACAGUCGGUAAUCUGCAUUUUUGGACACCGAUUGUGGCCGAUUACAUUGCACUCCACGAGGAGACUGCGUGGCAGGCUGACUACCUGUUACGCGAGUGCAGCAAGAAGCCAAGGUAAGUUGCUAGCUAGCAUUAAACUUAUCUUAUAAAAAACAAUCAAUCUUAACGUAAUCACUAGUUAACUACACAUGGUUGAUAUUACUAGUUUAUCUAGCUUGUCCUGCGGUGCAUAUAAUCGAUGCGUGCCUGUUAAUUUAUCAUUGGAUCACAGCCUACUGUGAUGAUUUUUGGUAGGCAGCAGAAGGCUCGUAAGCAUUCAUUCAAACAGCACUUUUGUGCAUUUGCCAGCAGCUCUUCGCUGUGCUUCAAGCAUUGAGCUGUUUAUGACUUCAAGCCUAUCAACUCCCGAGAUUAGGCUGGUGUAACCGAUGUGAAAAGGCUAGCUAGUUAGCGGGGUGCGCGCUAAUAGCGUUUCAAUCGAUGACGUCACUCGCUCUGAGACCUUGAAGUAGUUGUUCCCCUUGCUCUGCAAGGGCCACGACUUUUGUGGAGCAAUAGGUAACGAUGCUUCGAGGGUGGGUGUUGUCGACGUGUCCCUGGUUCAAGCCCAGGUAGGGGCGAGGAGAGGGACAGAAGCUAUACUGUUACACUGGCAAUACUAAAGUGCCUAUAAGAACAUCCAAUAGUCAAAGGUAUAUGAAAUACAAAUGGUAUAGAGAGAUAGUCCUAUAAUAACUACAACCUAAAACUUCUUACCUGGGAAUAUUGAAGACUCAUGUUAAAAGGAACCACCAGCUUUCAUAUGUUCUCAUGUUCUGAGCAAGGAACUUAAACGUUAGCUUUUUUACAUGGCACAUAUUGCACGUUUACUUUCUUCUCCCAACACUUUGUUUUUGCAUUAUUUAAACCAAAUUGAACAGGUUUCAUUAUUUAUUUGAGGCUAAAUUGAUUUUAUUGAUGUAUUAUAUUUAACUUAAAAUAAGUGUUCAUUCAGUAUUGUUGUAAUUGUCAUUAUUACAAAUAAAUAAAUGUAAAAAAGAA
Salvelinus fontinalis (brook trout) is the source of this 4703-nucleotide messenger RNA. Its product is annotated as interferon gamma receptor 1-like. The record is from RefSeq and is a predicted model, not a curated record. Lineage: Eukaryota; Metazoa; Chordata; Actinopteri; Salmoniformes; Salmonidae. The transcript has 7 exons. Gene Ontology annotation, molecular function: protein binding. The coding region runs from base 253 to 1458 and encodes 401 amino acids.